Messenger RNA from Capronia epimyces CBS 606.96, 1920 nucleotides. RefSeq lists its product as uncharacterized. Gene Ontology annotation, molecular function: guanyl-nucleotide exchange factor activity. The record is from RefSeq and is a predicted model, not a curated record. The transcript has a single exon. Lineage: Eukaryota; Fungi; Ascomycota; Eurotiomycetes; Chaetothyriales; Herpotrichiellaceae. The coding region runs from base 1 to 1920 and encodes 639 amino acids.
AUGUCCAAGUCCGGCAACCUGGUCGCUUUGUCGGCCAUCCUCAACCCGUCGGAGCCGCCUACCAUUUACUACGCAGAAGAUCCUCCUUACCUGCCUCGCAUCCUCGUCUUCUACUAUCCCGUCCAGUCUGUUGGUUCCCUGGCAUCCACCUCCCGUAUUCGAACCACCAUUCUCAGCGCCGCCGGAUUCAAGACCUAUGGAGCCUUUUCAGUCGCUCCGAAUAGCAGCUACUACGCCGCAGUCCAUAAGCUUCCCGAAGAUAAACAGCGAGACGAUGUCUCCCGCGGAAUUGCUUUCGCACUGUGCAGAUACUUCUCCGAGGUCCCCACCGAGGUCAAGAAUGCCAUAGCCGACGAGAAUUUACAUCACGGCAUCGCAUUGAAAUGGGGCCAGACACAUGCAGCUCAAGUGACAUGUCGAAUGAGCAAAGUCACCAACCCAGAAGAGAUCGUUGAGGCCCUGCGACCCUUCUCCAAAGAGCGACCCCCGAGCCCCCAGUCGCCGAUCAAGCCACUGGCUUCAAUCAGGAAGACAAGGCCUUCGUUUCUCCCACCAGAGUCUGGCAACAACGGAGUAAGCCGAGCCCCGCAUGCCUUCACCCCUUCGAAACGAAUUCCCAGCUUUCAGUCAAAACGGUCCCCUUCCGCCUCAACCCCGGCAAAUCGCAAGGCCAGCACGCCGCUCGCCCCUCAACACUCGCUGGACCAGCUGGAGUCGUUGCGGUUUAAAAUGUGCGAGUUCGUGGAUACUGAAGAUAGAUACAUCACCCGCCUACAAGACCUAAUAGACCUGGUCACACACCAGGGCCGUACUCCCAAAUCUUUGAGUUCCAAAUUCUCAAGCUCGCGCAGUCAAAAAGCCGUCAAUGCCAUGAUCCGGUUCCCUUCUCUUCUGGACCAGAUCAAAGACUUGAAUUUAGCAUUCUUGGAUGACAUUGAGACAGCUCUCCAAGCCUCAGAGGACGCCGCUCUUGCUUUUCUCGAUUCCGCCCAGCGGGACCCUCGACUGCUUCAGACUGCCAAGGAUCCCAUGGGCAUCUAUAGCUUCGCGAAGAUUCUUCUGAACCACUUCCCCAGAUUUCCCAUGCCUUACCGAGAAUACCUUGAUCUCCACUCUCAGGUCGCGUCCAACCUGGAUCAAUUUCUCAAGGAAGGCACAACGUCGAUCCAACAGGCGCCGUCCUUGCUUAUGGAGCCAGCGCAACGUAUCUCACGGUACGGCCUUUACAUUGACACCAUGCUGCCUCACGUACCAAGCAAUUUUACCGUGGCUAUCCGCACGCUUGAGAAGGCCCGCAAAAUCAUCGGCGAAAUAUGUGAAAUGGAGCCUGCGGCCUCGACCAUUCUCGACUCUUUGCGCAUCGAGCACGAGGCGCGGAAAAAGAGCCUCUCCCCAACCAAACUCCUCUCUGGCCUGACUCGCUCAAACGGCACGUUAAGAGAAGCGCCGGCCCUAUCGGGCACCCUCAAAGAUCGUGAUGGACCUCGCCUCUUUCCCAGCUUAGGCAGAAGUCUCAGCCGGAGACAUAAGACUCCUAGACCCGGCCUGGCCGGUAUCCUCUCGGAACAAGAUCCCGAGCAGGUCAGUAACACGUACAGCUCUGCCGGAUCACAAUCACGAAACGAUGAGAACAGACCUCUAACGUCCAGCUCGGCUUUGUCAUUCGGCUCUGGGCCAAAAAGACCACCAACGUCCGGAUCAAGCACGACGAACCGGUCAGCUCCCAGUCCUAGCCCCAACGCUCCUGUCCUGAGGCCUGGCAACAAGGGUGCCAGAGAAGUGUCGCCUGGAGCUGGCAUUGAGCAAUACAAAAUCGAACUUAUGCGCGCCGAGGAGGAGAAUUACAAACUGCUGCAAGAAAACGCCGAGUUGAAGAGAUUGAUCCGUGAGUGUACAUGUGGUGGCGCUCAGAGACGAUGA